AUGAGGCUGCGAUCGCAUGGAGCUGGAGAUUGCAUGGCUGCCAUUGCUGCAGAGGGGCUUGGAAUGAUCCUUGAAGAGCAGACAAUGGAAGUGCACGUCUCGGGCGAUGAGGAGGCACGUUUUUACCCUCGAGGACAAGAGAACGUUCUUACUAUCGAAGAUGAGGAUGACAUUGGAAAUGACGAUGAAAGCCAUCGUGUCGUUGAACAUGAAACGAUUUGGGAGGAUGGAAGCGGCCUGCCAACCAAAGAGGCCACUGCGGGAAUGAUUUUCGAAGAGGACGGAAACUCUGCUGCUGGAGUCGGCAAUGCUGGAGCAGCAGUACCCAUGGCGGAAGUGCGUGAGGAACCGUGGUUCAUCCCACAGGGGCAGGGAAACAUAUGGAGCGACGCGCACGCAAUGGAAUGGACCCAGCAAGGCGGACAAUCACACACGAUGGACGGGACUUAUUACUUCGAUACCUUGUGA
Messenger RNA from Cladophialophora carrionii CBS 160.54, 468 nucleotides. RefSeq lists its product as uncharacterized. The record is from RefSeq and is a predicted model, not a curated record. NCBI's taxonomy places the organism in Eukaryota, Fungi, Ascomycota, Eurotiomycetes, Chaetothyriales, Herpotrichiellaceae. The transcript has a single exon. Bases 1 to 468 code for a protein of 155 amino acids.